CAGAAUGAACCUGCCACACAAUUAACAGAGGAGGAUGCUAACAGCAGGCACCUGGCAACCAUGAGCCCAAGCACAGCCCCAGAGACCACUGAAGGCAAAAUGUCAGUCCCAUUAGAAGAUAAAGAAGAUAUCUCAGGAAAUCCUUUGCUUUUGGUUUCUCAUAUCAGACCAAUGGAACUAGGUAUCUCUACAUCAAUAAUGGAGCCUCCUAAUAAUUCACCUUUUAUCCCAACUGUUGCAAAUGAAGGAGGAAAACACUGGACUAUGCCAGAAGUCAGGGCUUUAAUAGGCAUCUGGUCAGAUAAAAGCAUCCAACAACAACUAGAGGGAACAGUGAGAAACAAAAGGAUAUUUGAACUAAUUGCUGCCAAGCUUCAGAAAUCUGGAAUAGAGAGAGACUGGAAGCAGUGCCGAACAAAGUACAAAAACCUGAAACACGAAUACAAGAUUGUAAGAACAGCUCAGGACCUAGGCAUGACUAGGAAUAUGAAAUUCUUUACCGAGUUGGAUGCUAUUCUGGGACACAAGACAGAAAAAUCACAAGAAUUUCAAGAUGGAGAACAAGCCACAGAAAGUACUGAUGUAAAAAUGGAAGAAGACCAGAUAGGUAGGAUUUUUCUUUUUUUCCCCCCAACACUGGGGAUGAACUCAGGGCCUUGUGCAUGCUAGGCAACUGCUCUAGCACUGAACCAUACAUUUUAAUCUUAA
Urocitellus parryii (Arctic ground squirrel) is the source of this 708-nucleotide messenger RNA. Lineage: Eukaryota; Metazoa; Chordata; Mammalia; Rodentia; Sciuridae. The record is from RefSeq and is a predicted model, not a curated record.